AUGGUCGCCAUCACCUCAUUGUCUCCUCUUGUUCUUCUUGUAGGCUCAGUGCUUGCACAAUCCUGUACUCCAUCUUCUCAGGGUGCAGCCAUUGCCAGCAACCUGGCCAGUAUCCAGUCGGCCUGUACAUCUACCGACAGUCUUGUCCGAUCGUUCACCAGCUCUCAAGGAUUGUUGGCUGCCUUGAACAUCCAGACUUCGGAGCAAAACAUCCAGAGCGCUGUCAAUGCUGCUAUUACCAACGCCGGAGCUCUGUCAGCACCCACUGCCUGCGACGAGCAGGUUAUUGUGGCUGCUCUUUUGGCAGCUGCUCCUAGUAUCACUCAAUUGUUGUCGGACAUCACCAGCAAGCAGGCUGAUUUCAAUGCUGUUGGUGUUAGCAGCAUCAUUGUCAAUGACUUGACCAGUCUUCAGUCAGGAACCUUCAAACUUGAAUCGCAAGUCUAUGCCAAAGUCCCCUGUAGCGCUUUAACUUCAGCCAAGAGUUCCUUGACUGCCAUCAACAACGGCUUUGCUUCUGCUCUCACUGCUUAUGGAGCUUCUGGCGCUGCUGCUCCCGUUUCUCCCUGUUAA
This is a messenger RNA of Sugiyamaella lignohabitans, 573 nucleotides long. RefSeq lists its product as uncharacterized. Gene Ontology annotation, cellular component: extracellular region. The record is from RefSeq and is a predicted model, not a curated record. The transcript has a single exon. NCBI's taxonomy places the organism in Eukaryota, Fungi, Ascomycota, Dipodascomycetes, Dipodascales, Trichomonascaceae. The coding region runs from base 1 to 573 and encodes 190 amino acids.